AUGGGUUGCGGUUUAUCUAACGAAACGAAGAAAACAAAAGAACCUACUGAAACAAAAAAGAAGGAUAACCCUGAUGAGAAUCUAUAUUCUAGAUAGAUGGCUGUUUAUGGUGCGGAAACUUAGGGUAAGCUUAUGAAAAUGAAAGUCUUCAUUUAUGGUCUUUAAGGCGUUGGCAUUGAAGUAGCUAAAAAUUUAGUUUUAGCAGGUCCUAGUUAAGUAGUAAUUUACGAUGAUAAUAUUUGUAAGUCAGUCGAUUAAGGUGUCAAUUUUUACAUUUAAGAAAAACACGUCAAAAAUAAUAGCACUAGAGCUGAGGCCAGUGCAGAGUAAUUGUAAUAAUUAAAUCCUUAUUGCCAAGUUACAAUCCUUAAGGGUGAAAUUGAUACACAAGUAUUAUCUUCUUAUAAUGUUGUUGUUUUCACAGAUUACUUCAAUAAAGAAAAAUUGAUAGAAUUCAAUAAUUUCUGCAGAGAAAAAGGAAUCGGUUUUAUCUACACAGCAAAUCUUGGUUUGUAUGGAUGUGCAUUUGUAGAUUUUGGAUAAAAACAUAAAGUUUUUGACAACAAUGGAGAAGAUCCUAAACACUCUAUUGUAGUAUCGAUUACUUAAGAUAAAGAAGGUCUAGUAACUACUCAUGAGGAUAAAAGACAUGGUUUGGUAGAUGGAGACCACGUUACUUUUAAAGAAGUUUAAGGAAUGACUGAAGUAAAUGAUUAGGUUUAUAAAGUUACUGUAAAGUCUCCUUUCACUUUCACUAUAGCUUAGGAUACUUCUAAAUUUAAAGCUUACUAAAGAGAAGGUAUUGUCCAACAGGUUAAAGUAUGUGAGGAAAUAUAGUUUAAUUCAUUAUAAUAAAGCUUGAAUAACCCCAUAGCUCCUGGAAAAGAUUGUCUUGAAAUGUGUGAUUUUGAAAAAAUUGGUAGACCAGAGCAAUUACAUAUUAUUUUAAAUGGGAUAUUUGAAUUUUGCAAACACAAUAAUGGUCAACUUCCACAACUUUUAAAUUAAGACCAUUCUAAAUAGUUAAAAGAAAUAGUCCAUAAGUUAUUGGAAAGUAACAAAGCUGAUGCAAGCAAUAAAUUUAAAGUAGAAGAAAUACCUGAUGAAUUAAUAUAAAAUGUUUCUUUGUAUGCUAGAGCACAUAUCAGUCCAGUUGCUUCUUUCUGGGGUGGUGUAGUAGCCUAAGAAAUAGUAAAAUUCACUGGAAAGUUUACUCCAUUAAGGCAAUGGCUACAUCAUGAGGUUUUUGAAUGCCUCCCAGAUAGUUAAGUUACUAGAGAAGUAGUUGACAGCUAAAAUGGUCAUUACGUUGCUAUAUUUGGAAAAGAAUUCUAGGAAUCAUUGUCUAAAAUCAAAUUAUUUUUAGUAGGUGCAGGUGCACUUGGAUGUGAGUAUUUGAAAAUGUUUGCUCUCAUGGGAAUGUCAACUGGCUAAAGUGGACUUGUAAGUGUUACAGAUGAUGAUAACAUUGAAACAUCUAAUUUAAACAGAUAGUUCUUAUUUAGAAAAGAAAAUGUUGGUAAAUCUAAAUCAGAAACAGCUUGCUAAGUGGCCAAGAAUAUGAACAACAGAUUAAAUGUUAAGAGCUACAAACUCAGAGUAGCACCUGAAAAUGAGUAAUUCUUUAACGACGAUUUUUGGGUCAGCCUAGAUUUUGUAGUUAAUGCUGUUGAUAAUGUUAAAGCACGUCUUUUUGUUGAUGCACAAUGUGUCUGGUUUGAAAAACCUUUAUUUGAGUCAGGAACAUUGGGUACCAAAUGCAAUUCUCAAAUAGUUAUUCCUAAACUUACUCAAUCAUAUGGAGAUUCAGCAGAUCCUCCUGAAGAAAGUAUUCCUUUGUGUACUUUAAAGAACUUUCCUCAUUAAAUUGAACACACAAUUCAAUGGGCUAGAGAUUACUUUGAAGGAAUAAUGGUUGAAGGGCCAAAUGAAUUAUCGCAAUUCAUUAAAAAUCCAUAAGAAUACUUAUCUAAAAUGUAAAGAGAAAACGAAGGUAAAAGUGGUAUAUUAAGAGCUAAGCUAGAAAUUCUAUAAAAAUUAGCAAUAGCUUUUAAUGGAGGAACUUACUAAAAUUGUGUUACUCUAUCAAGAGAAUUAUUCCAAGAAAUGUUCACAAAUUAAAUUGCACAACUCUUACACAGUUUUCCUUUAGACCAUAAGACUGAAGAAGGAUAACCAUUCUGGAGUGGACCUAAAAGACCACCAUAAAUUAUUUAUUUUGACGAAAAUGAUGAGGAACAUAUCAACUUUAUCUAAUCGUCUGCAAAUAUUUUUGCCUAUUUAUUCGGGUUGAAGUAUAAUACAAACAGAGAAGAAAUUAAGAAAAUGGCUAAAUCUGUUCAUGUUAGAGAAUUCAAACCAGGCAAUGUUAAAAUUAGCACAAAUUAAAACGAUAACACUUAAAAUGUAGCUGAAGAUGAUGAACAAAUUUGUACAAAAAUAGCUGAUGAACUAUUGAAGUUGAAAAUAUCCUCUUCCAAGAAAAUUAACACAACCGAAUUCGAGAAGGAUGAUCCUACUAAUUAUCAUAUAGAUUACGUUUCAGCAAUAGCAAAUCUACGUGCUAGAAAUUAUAAGAUUACUGAAGUAGAUAAAUUCAAAGUAAAAUUGAUUGCAGGUAAAAUUAUUCCAGCUCUAGCUACUACAACAGCUAUGGUUGUAGGUGCUGUAGGCUUAGAAAUCAUUAAAUAUAUCUUGAAAAAACCUAUCACUCAAAUAAAAAAUUCUUUUAUGAAUCUUGCAUUACCAAUGUGGUUAUUUAGCGAGCCUUUACCACCUAUGAAGCACAAAGAUAAAGAUUAUGAUGAGAUCCUUUUAGGCCCUGUAAAAGCAAUACCUCCUGGUUUCACUAAUUGGGAUAAAAUUGAUGUUGUAGGACCUCUAACAGUCCAAGGGCUUUUAGACUAUUUCUCAUAAUAAUAUUAGGUAAAACUAUCAAUAAUAUCUGUUGCAAAGAUUUGUAUUUAUAAUUCUUAUGCUGGUGAUUCUGAAAGACUAACUUAGGAUAUAGCAGCCUUAUAUGAAAAACUUAACAAAGCACCUAUUUCAUAAUUUAAAAAAUUCCUUGAAAUUACAGCUAGUGGAGAAACUUUAAAUGAUGGGGUUGAUGUAAAUAUGCCAAUUGUUAAAUACAAAUAUAAAUGA
Tetrahymena thermophila SB210 is the source of this 3144-nucleotide messenger RNA. Its product is annotated as ubiquitin-activating enzyme E1. The transcript has 14 exons. NCBI's taxonomy places the organism in Eukaryota, Ciliophora, Oligohymenophorea, Hymenostomatida, Tetrahymenidae. Gene Ontology annotation, biological process: protein sumoylation. Gene Ontology annotation, molecular function: SUMO activating enzyme activity. Gene Ontology annotation, cellular component: SUMO activating enzyme complex; cytoplasm. The record is from RefSeq and is a predicted model, not a curated record.